Messenger RNA from Talaromyces stipitatus ATCC 10500, 1092 nucleotides. Its product is annotated as alcohol dehydrogenase, putative. Bases 1 to 1092 code for a protein of 363 amino acids. The transcript has 3 exons. The record is from RefSeq and is a predicted model, not a curated record. Gene Ontology annotation, molecular function: oxidoreductase activity. Lineage: Eukaryota; Fungi; Ascomycota; Eurotiomycetes; Eurotiales; Trichocomaceae.
AUGGCAGAAAAUACAACCACCAUGAGACAAUGGACAACAUUAAUGGAUGGAAUCAACAACCUCAAGUUAACCACAGUCCCGCGACCAAUCGACCUCAAAGACGACCAAGUCCUCGUCAAAAUCAGCCGCGUAGCCCUAAACCAUCGCGACGCCAAAAUCAUAAACGGGGAUUUCAAAGACUCCUAUCCCACUCCAUCGCACCCAUUAGUCCCAACUUCCGAUGCGAGCGGUAUCAUAGUACAAGUCAGCGACUCCGUUGCGGAUACAGGGAAAUGGACGAAAGGUGAUCGAGUUAUCAGUCUAAUGCGACCUACGCAUCUAACAGGACCGACAACCGCUCAACAUGCAGCAUCAGGAAUCGGAAUUCCGGAAAAUGGUGUUCUGACGGAGUAUCGAGUAUUCUCGGCUGAAGGGUUAGUUGGUGUGCCGGGGUAUAUGUCUCUUGAUGAGGCAUGCACAUUACCCACGGCAGCGACUACGGCGUGGAUGGCGCUGAAUUGGGAUCGGGAGAUUGAUAGGCCGAGAAGGGGGAAAGCGGUUGUUGUUUUGUUGCUUGGGACAGGGGGUGUUUCUAUAGCUGGGUUGCAGCAGGCGAAGGCGCUGGGGUUGACUGUUAUAAUCACAUCCUCUUCAGCCGCAAAACUAGAACGUGCCCGUCAACUCGGCGCAGACUACACAAUCAACUACAAAACAAACCCCGACUGGGCCACCGAAGUGUUGAACAUCACAUCCGGAAAGGGCGCAGAUAUUAUUUUCGAGACAGGCGGUCCCGCAACAAUGGAACAUAGUAUACGAUGCAUAGCUGCAGGUGGAAAUAUCAGCGCAAUUGGCGUGCUUUCCGGUACUACCUCCAACGCAGAAAGUGCAGGUCAAGCUAUUGCCCUGAGUUUGAUAAGGAAGAAUGCGACUCUCAAGGGGAUCAAUGUCGGUCCUAAGGAUAGGAUUGAGGAGAUGAUUAGGACGGUUUAUGUGGAGCGGUUUGAGGUUCGUCCUGUGAUUGAUCGUGUGUUUGGGUUUGAGGAGGCGAGGGAAGCGUUGGAGUAUAUGUAUGGAGGGUCACAUCUGGGAAAAGUCAUUAUGAAGGUAGAUUGA